AUGACAGAGAACCAGAUUGAGCUUCAAGCAUAUUUAACAACACUGGUGCUAACGGAAGAGGAAGAUUGUUAUGAAUGGGAAAUUGCGGGUAGAACAAGUAAUGCUUUCUCUACUGGUGAAGUGUAUACUUACUUAAGAGGGAGCAUCGCAACUGUGAAUUGGUCUCAUCUGGUCUGGUCGUCGUUUGGAAUCCCAAGACAGAGCUUCUUAACAUGGCUGGUGAUGCUUGAUAGAUGCCCAACUAAGGAUAGAAUGAUAAGCUGGGGACUUGAUGUUUCACCGACAUGUCUCCUCUGUAACUCUCAGCCAGAAUCCAGAAACCAUAUGUUCUUCGACUGCCCCUUCGCUUGUGUGAUAUGGUCUGCGAUUGCCUCCCGAAGAAGACUCCAUGCGUUGCAAAACUGGGAAGCGACAGUACUUCAGUUGAUGCAAUUAACUGGUACCAAACACAGUAAGCGUCUUACCCUUCUCUGCUGGCAGUCUACUAUCUACUUCAUCUGGCGUGAGCGUAAUGAUCGCCUCCACCGUGCCAUCUUUAGAUCACAAGAAUUAAUCAUUCGAGGGCUGGACAGGCUAAUCAGAAACAGGAUUCAGAGUAUAAGAGUUGAAAACCCUCGAUCAUCUAGUGCUAUGAUGCAAGACUGGCUGGGAUCAAACUGA
Messenger RNA from Brassica napus (rape), 660 nucleotides. RefSeq lists its product as uncharacterized. The transcript has a single exon. The record is from RefSeq and is a predicted model, not a curated record. Bases 1 to 660 code for a protein of 219 amino acids. NCBI's taxonomy places the organism in Eukaryota, Viridiplantae, Streptophyta, Magnoliopsida, Brassicales, Brassicaceae.